This is a messenger RNA of Trichoderma aggressivum f. europaeum, 2106 nucleotides long. RefSeq lists its product as uncharacterized. The transcript has 2 exons. Gene Ontology annotation, cellular component: nucleus. The record is from RefSeq and is a predicted model, not a curated record. NCBI's taxonomy places the organism in Eukaryota, Fungi, Ascomycota, Sordariomycetes, Hypocreales, Hypocreaceae. Gene Ontology annotation, molecular function: RNA binding. Gene Ontology annotation, biological process: mRNA processing. Bases 1 to 2106 code for a protein of 701 amino acids.
AUGUCCUACAAACGAUCGCGGGCGACAUUUGAGGCCGACCUCCAUGCGCCUUACGCCAUCUUCGGCACCCCUUUGCCUGAGGACGGCGAACGCGACGAUGGCUCAUACCUUCCGUUGUGGAAGCAGGAGGUGAGGGAUGAUAAGGGUAGGCGGAGACUGCAUGGAGCCUUUACCGGUGGCUGGAGCGCAGGCUACUUCAACACGGUUGGAUCCAAGGAAGGAUGGACGCCGUCUACCUUUGUGUCGAGCCGCUCGAAUCGCCGCAAAGAUGAAACUGGUCACUCCCAGCAGCGUGCCGAAGAUUAUAUGGACGAGGAGGACCUUGCGGAUGCCGCGGAAGCGCAGACGCUCAAAACCACCCAGGCGUUUGCCGGUCUGGGAUCUUCCACCCAGGAAGAACUCCGUGCCGGGGGGCUGAUGGGUCUCUUCAGAGCUGACGGAGAUACAAUGGGCCUAAAGUUGCUGCGGAGAAUGGGCUGGAAAGAUGGCCAAGGGAUUGGACCAAAAGUGCGACGAGGUGCACGCCUGGACCUCGGCGGGAAAUCUAACAUGAUAGAUGGAGAAACCCAUCUCUUUGCUCCUGAUAACACCGAGGUCCUGCGGUUUGUCCGCAAGACAGAUCGUAUGGGCUUGGGACAUAAUGGCCAGGGCAAGCUCUCUUCCUUGCGCCGAGAAAGCAAAGCAGAUAGCGACGAGGAGGUCGAUUCUCGCGACGGCGUGUUGUCGAUAUUAUCUCGAGGAGAGACCAAGAAGAAGCCACAGCGAGGCGGCAUCGGAGUUGGCAUACUCAACGACGAUGGGUCUGAUGACGAAGAUCCUUACGAAAUCGGACCCAAGAUCAAAUAUAAUCGUGUUGUUGGCGGCGAAAAGAAGAAGAAAGGAAAGAAGCCGUCUGCAACAGCGAAUCCGUCGCUAAAGAAUGCUCCAGUAUUUAUACCGAAAACUUCUAGAGUUGGCGGCAACCUGCGGAGAUGUCAGGACGGGCGGCUUCCUCUGGAUGGGUUUGUCCUGGCAAAUGCCAUGCAAGACUUAACCAUUACUCUGGCAAAAUAUGCACCACCGCCAGCCCCUCCCGGCUGGAAGUCAUCUCAGGUCACUAAUGUUGAAGACCGAGCCACCACGUUUGUUUCCGCUGCCGAGGCAGCCAAGUCGUCAACCCUCGAUGCAAAAUCUCGAGCUGCCAUCCUUGGAGAAAAGGCCCUUCCUGGAAAAUCCGUGUUUGACUAUAUAUCUGCCGCUUCUAGAGAGAAGUUGGCUGCAGCGUCAGGAAGGCUAGAUUUGCCCCCUGGCCUGGGCGAGAUCCCAGCGCAAUUUGCAGUGUCAGAAGAAGAAAGGCAAACAAUGCUAUGGGAGCAAGUUCCCAAGCUCGAUCGUGAGACGGCAAUAGCGGCCAUUGCGAGGGGAUUGCGAGGACCGUACGCAGACGACGAAACUAAGAGGGCUCGCUACAAACGCUAUCUGGAACACCACACGAAUCCCAAACUGUCACUUCCGGAAAAACCCAGGGGAAUGUCGGAUGACGAGUUUCUUCGAGAAAUGACAGAAUUCCAUAAUUGCGCGAGGAUAUUCAAACCAAUGACUGGCUUCAUGGCGUCAAGAUUUACGACUGCUAAAGCACCACAUAGCGUUUCGGCUGAGCCAGCAAGGGAUAAGGAACUAAUCUCUGUGCCCGAGCCAAAAAUUUCAGACCCGGCAGAAGAGGCUGCCAAGAUGGGCAUGUUUGGCAAAAUGACGAGAUCGGUGGAAGACUUUUACCCUACCCGACUACUCUGUAAACGAUUCAACGUCAAACCACCGUCACACGCUCGGCGAGACGACGAGCCCGAGGCGAGCAGAGCAACCCCAGGUCCGAGUGCAAGGCCGGCUUAUGGCAGUCCUAUGGAGGACGUACAGAUGCCCUUACUCUCGGCAUCUAGAACUCGGGAUGAAUCGACUGUGGGCGUGGACACAACGGUCGCCAUAGCGACAGGGGCGACGACAAAAUCGGGCAAGCAGAGCCCCAUGAUGGAGAACCAAGUGAACCCAGACCGGAAUGAAGCCGUUGAGGGCAAGACGGCCAAUGCUGACGUCCUACGGGCCAUCUUUGGCGACAGUGAUAGCGAAUGA